CGUGGUCCGAUGAUAGACAGAUGGAAAGAAGCUUUCGAAAGGAUAGUGAACAGGAUGAAGAAUGGAUUCGAGAGCGGAAAUGGAGUCAGAGGCGAUCUCAUGAAAAAGGCAGUGGAAAUCUUUGAAAAAUUGAAAAAUCUGAAAGUUGAAAUUAGUGAUAAAAUCAAAAGCAUCUUUGAAGAUAUGAAGAAGAAGAUGGGUAGAAACGGACCAAAGUUAAAUGACGUGAGGCUUUCCAACUUCUUCGGCCAACUUGAGCGACUGAAAGAAUUAAUCAAUGAAGAACUUGAUUACGAGAAACUUAUAGAAAAAGUUCAAGAAUUGUUUGGAAGAGGAAGCGAAGUAAGUUUCUUUAAACAAUUCUAUUGAUACAUCUUAAUACCAUCUUUC
This is a messenger RNA of Argiope bruennichi, 390 nucleotides long. RefSeq lists its product as uncharacterized. The transcript is spliced from 4 exons. The record is from RefSeq and is a predicted model, not a curated record. The coding region runs from base 10 to 369 and encodes 119 amino acids. NCBI's taxonomy places the organism in Eukaryota, Metazoa, Arthropoda, Arachnida, Araneae, Araneidae.